CUGUCGCUCGUUGUUGUUUUCCAGGUCUGUGCUGCAGUUACACCGCCCGAUGUAUUCAUUAUCAGGGUUUUAAAUCGUUUUGGUUUAAGUCUUUGGGCUGAGACGGAUUUCGAAAAACUUCGCUCUGUACUGGAAAAGGAAAGUGUGGAUGAUACGAGUAGGGCUAUAGUGGUUCUGGCCGAAGAGAUGCUUCAGCUGCUGAUCAUCGUCAUUGGUUAG
This is a messenger RNA of Gongylonema pulchrum, 219 nucleotides long. Lineage: Eukaryota; Metazoa; Nematoda; Chromadorea; Rhabditida; Gongylonematidae. The record is from the annotation of a GenBank genome assembly.